Molecule: messenger RNA, 690 nt
Organism: Solanum tuberosum (potato)
Lineage: Eukaryota; Viridiplantae; Streptophyta; Magnoliopsida; Solanales; Solanaceae
Product: LRR receptor-like serine/threonine-protein kinase EFR
Exons: 2
Coding region: 1-690 (229 amino acids)
Molecular function (GO): protein binding
Source: RefSeq, a predicted model, not a curated record
AUGGGCAGAAGUUUCACUCUAGUCUUUUUUCUUGUAAUUUUCAUUCUACUACAUGACACUACUUCACUUGCUAAUAUUAGCACUGAUGAAGCUGCUCUUCUUGCACUUAAAUCACACAUUUCUUCUCAUUCUAACAAUAUCUUAGCAAGCAACUGGUCUUCUUCCACCCCGGUUUGCAGCUGGAUUGGAAUCACUUGCAGCUCCCGCCACAAUCGAGUCACUGCUUUAGACAUUUCUAGCAUGCAACUUCAUGGUACCAUUCCUCCACACCUUGGAAACCUCUCAUUUCUUGUCUCCCUCAACAUAAGUUACAACGCUUUCCAUGUAGAUUUGCCACUAGAGUUGGCUCAUUUGCAGAGGUUGAAAUUGAUUGAUGUCACAAGCAAUAACUUCACCGGAGCCAUUCCAUCAUUUUUAAGUUUGUUACUGAACCUACGCUUUGUGUACCUCUCGAGCAACCAAUUUUCGGGGAAAAUUCCAUCCUCCCUUUCCAAUAUAACAAAGCUGGAAGUGUUAUUCUUGGAGAGAAAUUUUCUUGAAGGAGAGAUCCCUCGAGAAAUCGGUGAUCUUCGUUACUUGACUAUCCUAGACCUGCAAUAUAAUCAACUUAGUGGCGAUAUACCACCAUCAAUUUUUAACAUUACUACAAUGCAAACUUGGAAGGACUUUACCUCAGAGGCAACUCCCUAG